This is a messenger RNA of Pseudocercospora fijiensis CIRAD86, 970 nucleotides long. RefSeq lists its product as uncharacterized. The transcript has a single exon. The record is from RefSeq and is a predicted model, not a curated record. The coding region runs from base 312 to 833 and encodes 173 amino acids. NCBI's taxonomy places the organism in Eukaryota, Fungi, Ascomycota, Dothideomycetes, Mycosphaerellales, Mycosphaerellaceae.
AUCAUGGAGAACACCACACUCAAGAGACGCGGCGUAGGGCCGCAGACUGCUCCAAAUCUCAGAGCAACUGAGAGCUUUGAACCGGGACGCCUCGGAGACAUGCUCUGACCAGACGCAUCACCCUGACCGAGACCUGCCCUCCUGCUUUCUCUCGUACCAGCGACGUCGCCAAUGGUCUGCAGGUACAGCCCAAGACCGCUACAUCAAGAUGGCUUAGCGAGUGCUCAAAGGGUGGGUGUCUGGGAGUAGGUCACGUAGCAAGAUCACACAUUGACAGAUUGGGCUGGUCUGACGAGCCCGAGUGAGCAUAUAUGCUGCGCAGCUGCCGGCAUACAAUCUGUGAUUGCUUAGACACACAGAAAUCCACUCGCCGCUGUCCCCGAAGACACCCCCGAGAAGAAUCGCAGCAACCUCUUCGCACCCGCAACCAUGGUAUUCCAUCAAGACCUUGGCCCGAUUCCCGAAGAUCGCUUCAUCGUCAGAGUCAAAAGGCAAAGUCGAUUGGUGGUCGAGCACUUGAAAACCACGCUGCCCAAGCUCGUCAGCACGACAGGAGAAGGCCCCAUUCAAGCCUGGAUCAACGACGUUCACAUCCAACAAGCCCAGGACGAGCUCCCACAGCAGACAAGCGUCAAGCAGACCAAGGAAGAGCCGGAAAGUGCAGAGCGAGCGCAAUCGAAGGACAGGCAGAGUCAAGAGUCAGAAUGGAUAUAUGGCAACCCCAGCCUCAAUGUGAUCGAGACCUGUCGCGUCUAUUGGGGUGUCGUCUGCAACACAAACUCGGUGAGACGGCUGCGGAAGGGUUUGGGGCAUCAGAGGCAGGCUUCGAGUAAUGCCGCCUAGGCGGGAGCAGAGAGUAGUCAGCACGACGAGGUUAUGGGGAGCAGAUACCAGAAGCACGAAGAAAAUAAGAGCCGGGCUUGUAUUUCACUGAUUGGCCUUCUGCGACACCUAUAAUAUCCCCAGACUC